CACCGAACCAAUGGCCCAACAAGCAACCAAGGCCAGUGGCGGAGCCAGCCGGACCUUCAGCGGCCGCUCGGCCGUUGUGGCCACCAGCUCCACCCGGACCACCGCUGCCCGCUCGUCGUCCGCCACCCGCUCCAGCGGGAGCGGCAUCAGCAGCGGGAUGUCGGCCUGCGCCGGCUACGGCGGCAUGGGAGGGGGCUUCGGCAGCCGGAGCCUCUACAGCCUGGGUGGCAACAAGAAGAUCUCCAUCAGCGUAGCCGGGGGCAGCAUGUCCGGGGGCGGUUCCCGGGCCGGUGGCUUCGGGGGCGGCCGUGGUGGUGGCCGGGGCCUGGGCGGAGGCUUCGGCGGUGGAUUCGGCGGUGGGGCCGGCGGAUUUGGCGGGGGAGCUGGCGGAUUCGGUGGCGGCGCUGGGGGCUUCGGCGGACCCGGAGGUUUCGGCGGACCCGGUGGCUUCGGCGGACCCGGAGGUUUCGGGGGUCCCGGUGGCCCCGGGGGCCAUCCCGCCGGCAUCCAGGAGGUGACCGUCAACCAGAGCCUUCUGCAGCCGCUCAAAGUGGAGAUCGACCCUCAGUUCAGCAUGGUGAAGACUCAGGAGAAGGAGCAGAUCAAGACACUGAACAACAAGUUCGUCACCUUCAUCGACAAGGUGCGGUUCCUGGAGCAGCAGAACAAGGUGCUGGAGACCAAAUGGGAGCUGCUGCAGCAGCAGGGAGGCCAUUCCAAGACAAGCACCAACAACUUGGAGCCAUUCUUCCAGACCUACAUCAGCAGCCUGCAGUCCCACCUCAGCGGGCUGCUCGGCGACAAGGACCGGCUGAAUGAUGAGCUGAAGAGCAUGCAGGACAUGGUGGAGGACUUCAAGAAGAAGUAUGAAGAUGAGGUGAACAAGCGCACCACCGCUGAGAAUGACUUCGUGGUCCUCAAGAAGGAUGUGGACACUGCUUACAUGACCAAAGUGGAGCUUGAGGCCAAGACGGAGAGCCUGACGGAUGAGAUCAGCUUCCUCAAAGCCCUCUACGAUGCUGAGAUGUCCCACACCCAGCAGAGUGUCAGCGACACAUCGGUGGUUCUGUCCAUGGACAACAAUCGCAGCCUGAACCUGGACAGCAUCAUCGCCGAGGUGAAGGCCCAGUACGAGGAGAUCGCCCAGCGCAGCAAGGCCGAAGCCGAGGCCCUGUACCAGCACAAGCUUGGGGAGCUGGAGAGCACAGCUGGUCGCCACGGAGACGACCUGAAGAACACCAAGAGCGAAAUCUCCGAGCUGAACCGCAUGAUCCAGCGUCUGCGGGCUGAGAUCGAGAACGUCAAGAAGCAGAACACCAACCUGCAGACGGCCAUCGCCGACGCCGAGCAGCGCGGGGAGCUGGCACUCAAGGAUGCCAAUGCCAAGCUGGUGGAGCUCAAGGCCGCCCUGCAGCAGGCUAAGGAGGAUCUGGCCCGGCUAAUGAAGGAUUACCAGGAGCUGAUGAACGUCAAACUGGCCCUGGACGUGGAGAUCGCCACUUACAGGAAGCUGCUGGAAGGAGAGGAGUGCAGGAUGUCUGGAGAAUGCCAGAGCACGUGCAGCAUUGCGAUGGUCAGCAGCGCCUCCAGCAGCAGCAGCGCUUCGGCCGGUGUCCGCGGAGGCAGCAGCGUGGUCUCCGGGGGGCGCGUGGCCGGCAGCAGCACGGUGGUCUCCGGGGGUCGCGUGGGCGGCAGCAGCACGGUGGUCUCCGGGGGUCGCGUGGGCGGCGGCGGCAGCGUCGGGGUCAGCACCGGAGUCAGCUCCAGCGUCAGCACCGGAGUCAGCUCCGGCUCUCGGGUGGGCCAGAGCGUGGUGGUCGGCGGAGUCGCCCCCGUGGGCCCCGCCAGGGUCCCCGCGGUCGGCGUAGCCCCCGUCGCCAGCCGGGUGCCCGCGGUGCCCACCGCGGUCCCCGUGGUGCCCUCUGUGCCCGCCCCUCGGAUCGUCCAGACCACCACCACCAGCCAGAGGUCCACCACCCAGUUUUAACCCCCCAACCGCUGACGGCUCCCCUCCGGCCUCCGCCCCUCGCACCAUCCAUCCCGGUCAGCGGCAUCUCUGACCUCCCGCCCCUGCCCUCGACGCCUCGCAGCUCCAGGCAAACAGCUCCGUCUCCGCGAUCUUCUCCUUCUCUCUGCUCUGCCCCCUGGAAGAGCCUCCGGGAAUUAGUAGUGUGCACUAAUGAAUGCACUUAUUAGACGUCAUCGGGGGACGGAUUCAUCUCUACAGCUGGGAAAUUCCCCCUGGGGGGUUAGCCCCACCCUGCCCUUGACCUAGGGUCUCUGACCCGGUUCAGAGCGGGUGCCGCCCCUCACCCCAGCGAGAAGACGACCGGACACUUCCGAGUCCUGUCCGGUCCGGUGCUGGCUCCCCCAAGGCUCAGUGGAGAGAUGGGGCUCCAGCGAUGCCCACCGACCCGCCCUGGCAACUAGUGCCCGGUACAAGCAACUUUGUACCUUUGUAUAUAACAUGACAUGCCGUUGCCUUCUUUGGUCUCUGGGUAUCUCCCUCUAAUAAAACUGCACUGCGUUUCACUGCA
Ornithorhynchus anatinus (platypus) is the source of this 2537-nucleotide messenger RNA. Its product is annotated as keratin, type II cytoskeletal 3-like. The transcript is spliced from 9 exons. The record is from RefSeq and is a predicted model, not a curated record. Gene Ontology annotation, biological process: intermediate filament organization; keratinization. NCBI's taxonomy places the organism in Eukaryota, Metazoa, Chordata, Mammalia, Monotremata, Ornithorhynchidae. Gene Ontology annotation, molecular function: structural constituent of skin epidermis. Gene Ontology annotation, cellular component: keratin filament. Bases 11 to 1987 code for a protein of 658 amino acids.